CGAACACGGAAGUGAAGAGGAAGGAGCUGGUCAAGUCGCUGAAGCGUCUCAUCUCUCGACUGUCGGGCUCCUCGUCCCUGGACCCGGCGGAGGAGGAGACGACAAAGACGAGCGAGGAGACGUUAAGAUUGAGCGAGGAGGAAGUGACACCUUUAUCUGCCAAGGCUCUUCGUGAGCAGUUGGAGGAACUGGGUGUGGAGCUUGAGGAUCUUGAGAUGUUCGAAGAGCUUUGGACGUCUGACACAGUGUCAGGGGAAGCAGCGAACGAGUCAGCGGGAGGUGAUGACAGCGCUUUGUCUUUCCGCUCCAACUCCUACAGUCUGGCUCGCGCGUCAAAGGGGCUCGUCGGAGGGAUCGCUCGAGGUGUUAGCGAGAAGCUGAGGAGGAGGAGGGGGAGCAGCAGAUCCUUGCAGCAGCGGGAGGAAGAGGAGGAUCUGACCAAGCACAAGGUGCAGCUGGGGCUACCGACAGCGGAAGAGCUGAGAAAUUUUGAAGGUCCACAGGCGGUCAGGUAAGUCACAGAUGGUGAGCAGCACCUAAGUGACCAGUCCCAGCUCCAGUCCAGCAGUAGGGACUGAGCAGAGCACGGGAGGAGAGACGAGCUGGAAAAGUCUCUUCUCGCCGAAGCUCAAGAGCUGGAGGAGGAGGAAGGGGGCCGAGGGCUCCUCCAUGGGCGAGUCGCUCGUCUCCGAUGCCUCCAGCCUCCCCGAAGAUCGCGACGCUUACUCGCCCGACCAGUCGCCGGUGAAGCGAAGAGCUGAAGUAGCAGCUGGGGCUGGUGCCGUGGCAGCAGCUGUGGCAGUAGAGGUUCCUUCUGCUGUGAUCCUCAGGAGCAAUUCUUCGCGCGAAGGUCAUGAGCUGAUGGAAUCGCCACGAAUGUUUGGGGAAGGCACCCGGGUAAACAAGCCUGAAGGGAGGGCGAACAGUUUGCUGUACAGGAAGAAAAUCAACGUGAGCAGAUCAAACUCAGAAACAGGGUACAAAGAGGGCUCGAGGCAGAUCCUCUACUGUGUGCAUGGCGUGACUUUCCGGCACCUCAAGAUGCAUGUCAGCGCCAUGCUCAAGGAGCUCGAGGGCGCCGGGAAUUCUCCCAAGAUCGUGACAGCUGGGGAACCUGCUGGGCUAGACGGGGACCUCAUCUCCAGCAGCGACGCCAUCAGCUCCUCCAGGCCGAUGGCUGAGAGUGAGAGAGCAGAUGCGCUGAAGCCUCUGGCGCUUGACCUCCUGACCCUGCACGCGGAAGACUUCAAACCCUCGACGAAUGCGCAGCGACGCGACGGCAUCCCAGCCAACGAGGUUGCGAGAAGAAUCAAGGCGCGCUUGAAGCAGGAGAUCCGCAAGCAGAACCGGGGCAAACUGCUGGGUAUGGGCGCUGGCGUUGGCCUCCGCUGGCUUCGCCGCAAAGUUCGCAACUACCAGCGAAAGAAUCCAGCAGAAGAGCAGAGCUGAUUAUUGAUUAUUCAUUCAACUUGUACUCU
Guillardia theta CCMP2712 is the source of this 1478-nucleotide messenger RNA. RefSeq lists its product as hypothetical. Lineage: Eukaryota; Cryptophyceae; Pyrenomonadales; Geminigeraceae. Bases 670 to 1449 code for a protein of 259 amino acids. The transcript has 13 exons. The record is from RefSeq and is a predicted model, not a curated record.